This is a messenger RNA of Perkinsus marinus ATCC 50983, 162 nucleotides long. RefSeq lists its product as hypothetical. Lineage: Eukaryota; Perkinsozoa; Perkinsida; Perkinsidae. The transcript is spliced from 2 exons. The coding region runs from base 1 to 162 and encodes 53 amino acids. The record is from RefSeq and is a predicted model, not a curated record.
AUGCGGAGAAUUUUAAGAAAGGUGGCCAACAGGAUCUAUAACGAUAUGGGAGAUACGUCGACUUUGGCAGAACCAGAAGUUGUCGAGGCCAUUGUUAUGAGAGCGAGGGCUCAUCAUGGCGAGGAUAUGAGGAAGGGAACUUUCUCAACGCACUUACAAUGA